AUGGAGUGUACUCUUCCUCAAGGUCCAAGGCAGCUCAGAUCAGGAGCCCAGUGCUUGAGAUAUGUGCACAAGGCACUUGCCAACACCUUCUUUGCAAGGAAGGCCACUGGGACAAUCAAUGAGGGAGAAGUGAAGCUCCUUGACAUGGGAAUCAAGCCCAUCAUCUCACGCACAAGGAUGGGAAGAAGAUCAGAGGAGACAGGGCACACGCAGGGAAUCUCAUGCCUCUCCUUGAGCAGCUCCAAGCCUACAAGCAGGAGUUCAAGUGGACAAGAGAAGGUCUACUCCACCAGGUUGGAUGGACAUCAAGUUCUGCAAGACCAACCUUCUCAUUGA
Microthlaspi erraticum is the source of this 336-nucleotide messenger RNA. Lineage: Eukaryota; Viridiplantae; Streptophyta; Magnoliopsida; Brassicales; Brassicaceae. The record is from the annotation of a GenBank genome assembly.